Messenger RNA from Ostertagia ostertagi, 438 nucleotides. NCBI's taxonomy places the organism in Eukaryota, Metazoa, Nematoda, Chromadorea, Rhabditida, Trichostrongylidae. The record is from the annotation of a GenBank genome assembly.
AUGACGCUUCAAUUCCUCGUCUUCCUAGGACUCCUAGCCUUGGCAGAGGCCUCCCUUCGCUUCAAGAGACAUUCUCCUUCAUCAAGCCUUCAGCACUAUUUCCGGGAUAAAGCUGCCCGACAGCAACAUCCACGUUUGGGUCGACAAGCAUAUUAUACGCAACCACAGCAGUACUACGGCUAUAACACUCCUGCACACUACCAACAACAGUACCCGCAAUAUCCGCAGUAUCAGCACUACCAGCCGCAGCCUUAUUAUCGGAGCUCUCCACAAUACCAACAGUACCCGUACUAUCAGUACAGUCAACCCUCAUAUAAUGGUUACUCUCAGUACAAUUACCCAAGCGCUUACUCUGGUUAUUCUCAACCAUCAAGGUGCUGUGAACAAAUGGAGAAUCAUCCUGAGCAAUAUCUUGUCCGGCAUGUGAUCCAUACUUGA